UACCGUGAACUAUACCGGAGAUGCAUUUUAAGGGAAGUUUGCGCUCCUUUUAUCCCCUGUCAAUGUUUCUAAACUCGCACGCACGCACGCGCACACACACACGGGAAGCAGAAUUUCCACAUUCCGUUUGGAGUUGUACAGUGCUGGAAGGGACACACCUUCACUGGAGAGCCCCAGGAGAGAGGAGGGAGGGAUUAGUUCGUUAGCUUGACGUGAUAAGGAGGGCUUGGCUUCUUGUGUCUGCUGUUGUAAGCGUUUUACACUUGGACACAUACAGUACGGGCUGUGGAGGACAGGUUGACAGCCAUGGUCGUUGGCUGUGUCUGGACAUGUAGUGAAGACCAGGCAACAGGUUGACAGCCAUGGUCGUUAAAGAGAUGUUCUCUCGGUGGGCUCUACUGUUGUUGUGUACUCUGGCUGUGAUGACCGUCCACUCAGAGAGAUGUCAGUGUCCAGGAGCCACUGUUUUGGGCCAGUUCCCACCUUUCCUACCCGCUGAGGCCUGCUGUCUGAACUACUCCGGUUCCACGUUCGGCCAUGUUCCCUGGGCCAGGCUCACCAACGGGACCGGACUACAGGUCCUGGACCUGUCUCACUGUAACAUCACUCAGAUCGACCUGGAGGAUACAGAGACCACACUCUCUCCUCUCCAGGAGGUCUACCUGGGUCACAACAGAUUGAACACCAUCCCAGGGGACUUCCUGUCAGAUCUACCCAGCCUGAAGGUGCUGGAGCUGGGCAUGAACCAGCUGAGGGAGCUGCCUGAGGAUUUCCUCAAGGGAUCUGAUGGCCUCCAGGAGCUGGAUCUCAGGGGGAACCUCCUCCUCUCCCUCCCCACCUCUGUCCUCUCCCUGCCGGGCCUGGCGAGGCUGGAGCUGGGGGACAACCCCUGGGACUGCUCCUGUUCUCUGGUGGAGGGGCUGGAGGCCGGUGGGGCUAGCGAGGGGGGCCAGGGAAACAACAACAACACCAGCCUGCAAGGCAUCGUGGGUAACAUCACAUGUGCAUCUCCUCUGAGCCUGGCGGGGUGGCUCGUGUGGUCGGUGGCACCGGGAGACGUCUGCCGCUCUCCAGGUCUCACCGCACUUUUCAUCGUCCUGCCCCUCCUCAUCCUCAUGGGUCUGGUCCUCUGCUGGUGCUGCGGUAGGAAGAGGAAGAGCAAGGAGGCGCCCGCGUUCGGCUCUUCUAAGAGAAAGGCCUCUCACUCAUCCAACGGCCACCGACACCACCGCCGCUCUAAGCCCCCAGCGGGACGAGGAGGAGCGGGCAACGUCCCCGUGGUGGGGGACAGCAGCAGGGAGGGCAUUUUAAAGAACCAGCUCCUCCUACGACCCUCCUCCACCCUCCUGGCCUCCACCAGGGACAUCUAUGAGGAGGUGGAGAUAAAGCUAGGUGGCUCUGUGGAGUCUCUUCCCUCUCCCUCUCCUGGGUCGUCCUCCACAGUGGGGAUCUCGGCCUGGCCGGCGUCCCAGACAGAGAGCUCCGAGAUGGGCAUGUGCAGACAGGCAGAGCUGGACACGGUGAGUGUGACGGAGGUGAUGAAGGACUCGGCAGACAGGGAGAAGGCUUAUAUGACCCAGUCCACUGAAUACUACAGUCUGGUGCCUGGGAUGGACCUGGACGACUCGGAUCACGACUCUGAUCACGGCUAGGAUCACGCAGCGUACGAGAGCGUCGACCUGUCGUGAAAACGGACAUAGGUUCACUAGAGAGAGUGUAUGUGUUGAUAUAAUUCCAAAUCAACCCCCUAGCUCACCACCCCCUUGGUAUGUUACACCUUGACUGAGACAUCUGGUCAGGACACUGAAUAAGCAGUGAGAAUGGAAAACUAUUGUCUCUUUGACUGAAGAAUCACAAUUAUCUCACAGGAAGUGAUGUCACAUUGAGCUCUUCAGGAAGGGCUGACAUCAUCACUCUGAGCUCCACUUCCUGUGGGACCAGAGAGCAGCUCAGUCCACCGUGUGAACAGGACAGGGAGAGGAGAGAACAGGACAGGGAGAGGAGAGGACAUGGAGAGGAGAGGACAGGGAGAGGAGAGGACAGGGAGAGGACAGGACAGGACAGGGAGAGGAGAGGGAGAGGAGAGGACAGGGAGAGGAGAGGACAGAACAGGACAGGGAGAGGAGAGGACAGAACAGGACAGGGAGAGGAGAGGACAGGGAGAGGAGAGGACAGGGAGAGGAGAGGAGAGAACAGGGAGAGGAGAGAGAGGAGAGGACAGAACAGGACAGGGAGAGGAGAGGACCGGGAGAGGAGAGGACAGAACAGGGAGAGGAGAGAGAGAGGAGAGGACAGAACAGGACAGGGAGAGGAGAGGACAGGGAGAGGAGAGGACAGAACAGGGAGAGGAGAGGAGAGAACAGGACAGGGAGAGGAGAGGACAGAACAGGACAGGGAGAGGAGAGGACAGAACAGGACAGGGAGAGGAGAGGACAGGGAGAGGAGAGGACAGGGAGAGGAGAGGAGAGGAGAGAACAGGACAGGGAGAGGAGCGAACAGGACAGGGAGAGGAGAGGACAGGGAGAGGAGAGGACAGAACAGGACAGGGAGAGGAGAGGACAGGGAGAGGAGAGGAGAGGAGAGGACAGGGAGAGGAGAGGACAGGGAGAGGAGAGGAGAGGAGAGAACAGGACAGGGAGAGGAGAGAACAGGACAGGGAGAGGAGAGGACAGGGAGAGGAGAGGACAGAACAGGACAGGGAGAGGAGAGGACAGGGAGAGGAGAGGACAGGGAGAGGACAGGACAGAACAGGACAGGGAGAGGAGAGGACAGAACAGGACAGGGAGAGGAGAGGAGAGGACAGGACAGGGAGAGGAGAGGACAUGGAGAGGAGAGAACAGGACAGGGAGAGGAGAGGACAGGGAGAGGACAGGACAGAACAGGACAGGGAGAGGAGAGGACAGAACAGGACAGGGAGAGGACAGGGAGAGGAGAGGACAGGGAGAGGAUAGGACAGGGAAAGG
Messenger RNA from Salvelinus fontinalis (brook trout), 2963 nucleotides. RefSeq lists its product as uncharacterized. Gene Ontology annotation, cellular component: plasma membrane. Lineage: Eukaryota; Metazoa; Chordata; Actinopteri; Salmoniformes; Salmonidae. The transcript has 2 exons. Bases 363 to 1652 code for a protein of 429 amino acids. The record is from RefSeq and is a predicted model, not a curated record. Gene Ontology annotation, molecular function: protein binding.